AUGAAAAUUCCAAUCAUCUUGACGUUCACUUUAAGUUUGUUAGCUUCUACCACAUUUGGUUUCCCUCUACUACGUAUCUUUGCUAGAAACACAGAUGGUGGUUAUUCAUAUUCAAGUUCCUUACUUGCAGCCCCAACAAAUGGUUAUAACCAGACAAACUCUUAUCAAUCUAGUGCAGCUGCAAGCCCAACUUUCGGUAAAGGAUAUUUCAAUACAACAAGUAAAGCCACUGGUGGUGGAGGUUCAGGUAACACACAAGUUCAUACAGCAACCGUCACUCAAAUCCAUACACUAACACAAACCAAUGAUGCUGGUGAAGCUGUAACCACUACAUUGACUUCAACUAUCCAAACCCAAAUCACACAAUCUGCCGCUGCUAAUUCUGCUCAAGGUGGAGGUGAUGGUAAUGUUGAAGCCGUCAGUACUGGACAAGAUAAUGAUGAUGACUCUGGAAAUACAGCAAAUGGUGGAUCAACUUCAGCUACUGAAACAGUUAUGGUUACUGCAACCGUUACACUUCCACCUCCAUCAUCAUUAGGCUCAAAUGGUGGUGCUGCUGGAUCAUCUACAGGUUACAACUAUGCAAACACCACUAUCACAACAUCAAGUCUUUCAUCAUAUGCUUUGAACUCAACUAGCUCAUUGAACAACAACACAACUAGUGCUGGUGGUGAUUUGAAUUCAACCUCUAGUAUUGCAACAACAGGUGCAAGCUCAAGUGCAGCACCACUCACAUCUUUAACUGGAGUUAGUGCCUCUUCUAGUUCUGUUUCCACUGCAACCUAA
Molecule: messenger RNA, 786 nt
Organism: Hansenula anomala
Lineage: Eukaryota; Fungi; Ascomycota; Saccharomycetes; Phaffomycetales; Wickerhamomycetaceae
Exons: 1
Coding region: 1-786 (261 amino acids)
Source: RefSeq, a predicted model, not a curated record